ACUUGUACAGGUCCCUGCAGAACUUUCUGGAAGAUGGCUCACCUUCUGGACAGCAUCCAUGACAUCACUGGGGUCUUUUACAAGCAUGCCAAACGUCACGGGGGCAGCGUCACCUUGAGCCAGAGGGAGAUGAAGAGGCUGAUCAAGGAGGAGUUGGCUGAGGUCAUCAAGAACGCUUGCGAUCCUCAGACCCUUGAGCUGUCAUCCGUUAUGUCAGUCUCAGCUCCGGGAAGGAGAUGAAAGGGACCAAUGUUCCAUACGAAGAGGGGAAGACCGGAGGCAAUGUCAGCGACAAGAGACUGAGGAGGAGAACAUGAGGAGACCAUGGCUGUGUGGAUCAGGAGAAGGGGAGGGGGGGAGGGCACAGCCACGAAGAAGAGACAAUGAACCGAACAAGGAGAGUUUUCAGUCGAAAAGUCUGCAAAGAGAUUGUGAAAGGCGAAGGCCUCAAAUAUGUGAAGCAACACUGAGAGAGGCUAUUCAGAGGAAAGAGGAUUGCUAUGAGGCCCUGGAAAAAGGGUGCAAAAGCAGAAAGUCACAACAAGUGUGUUACAAUGAAUCCGUGGACUGUGAGAAGAGAAGGUCUUGGUCAUGCGAGCAAGCACUGUGGGAUGAGGUUCAGAGAAGUCUAGAACAUUAUGAACAUGAACUCCUGGAAAAUGCGAAUGAUGGGAGGUUUCAAGCUUGCAAACCAGGAGUAUGUGAGGAUGACCAGAGGAAGCAGUGCUUUUAUGAUCCUGGGACCUUCGAAGGAGAUGUUGAAUGGAGAAGGUCUGAAGCUUGCAAACCAGGACUCUGUGAGGAUGUUCAGAAAAAGCAGCAGUACUGUGAUCCUGAGGCCUUUGAAAGGGAUGCUGAGCGGAGGAGGCCUCAAACUUGCAAACCAGGCCUCCGUGAGGAUAGGCAGCACCAUCAAUGUUAUGAGAUUGGAGUCUUCGAAAGAGGCGUGGAGCAGAGAAGGACUCUGCGACGUGAACGGGUUGGCCAAGAGGAUAUUCGAGGGAGACAGCAGUGUUGUGACCCUGAACCCAAGGAGUGUGAUGGUGAGAGAAGGAGGCCUCAAGGGUGUGAGCCAGGAUUAAGCGAGUGUGUUCCGAAGAAAGAGCUGCAUUGUGAACCCGGAGUCCUGGAAGGAGAGGGUGAACGGAGAAGGCUUCGGCGAGAAGGUUAGAGGAGGAGAGAAAUUGCUUAAUAUACAGCUGAAGAUCCCUCAAUAUCCAUCCCUAGAACUGGACAUGCCCCCCUGCACCUGUGCAAUUGGAGAAUCAAUCUACUGAUAAAAUUAGGAAUCUCCAGAAAGGAACAGGCCCAUCACUAAUAGGCCCAUCACUGUUUGAGCUUUCUUGAGUGCACAGAUUAGAAUAGGUGUUUUCCCCCUUUUUUCCAUCCUGCUUCUG
Molecule: messenger RNA, 1397 nt
Organism: Rhineura floridana
Lineage: Eukaryota; Metazoa; Chordata; Lepidosauria; Squamata; Rhineuridae
Exons: 2
Coding region: 314-1171 (285 amino acids)
Source: RefSeq, a predicted model, not a curated record